Messenger RNA from Quercus robur (English oak), 1438 nucleotides. RefSeq names its product F-box/kelch-repeat protein At3g23880-like. Bases 1 to 1230 code for a protein of 409 amino acids. NCBI's taxonomy places the organism in Eukaryota, Viridiplantae, Streptophyta, Magnoliopsida, Fagales, Fagaceae. The transcript has 2 exons. Gene Ontology annotation, molecular function: protein binding. The record is from RefSeq and is a predicted model, not a curated record.
AUGGAACCUGGUCCACAACCUUUGAUCCUCCGACGAUGGAAGAACCAUCUCCCACACGACGCCGUACUCAACAUCUUGACAAGGCUACCGGUCAAGUCACUCCUAAGAUUCAGGUGCGUUUGCAAACUCUGGGACUCCUCAAUCACUAGUCCUAAUUUCAUCUCCACCCACCUUAAUAUCGUCAACAACAACGAUGAUGAUGAUGAUCAUGCUUAUCUCAUACAAACCUGUAUUCAAUAUAAUGCCUUUAAGAUUCCAAUGAUCUGUAAGGUUCUUUGUUGUGACCGCACGUUUGAUUCGCUUUUUGAGUAUUCAGUUCCCUCUGUUUUUGCUUUAAACAUGUCCGAAAUGGUCGGUUCGUGCAAUGGUUUAGUGUGUCUCGCUCAACGUGGAAAGCUUUCCACUACUGGUGAUGCUAUAUAUUUGUGGAACCCCAGCGUUAGAAAAUUUAAGAGAUUGCCUGAUUCAUGUUCUAAUGGCCAAGAUUUUUGGUUUUCUAUCGGAUUUGGUUAUCAGUCCAAGACAAAUGACUACAAAGUUGUAAAGCUUUGGGGUACUCCAGUUGUGGCUGAGGUUUACACAUUAUGCUCUGACUCGUGGAGAAAGGUUGAAAUCUCGUUGAGAUCCAAAGUUGUGGUCUCCGGUAUCGAACCUUCUUCGUCUCCCCUAUUUUUUAGUGGGGCUUUGCACUGGAUUGCUUAUCAUAGUGAAGGGGAAGUGGAAUUCCAAGAUCCAACGAUGAUUUUGUCAUUUGAUGUCGAUAAUGAGAAAUUCGGAGAGAUGGCACUCCCUGCUGGAGAUAAAUUGUCUGAGCACAGUCUGUUUGUGUUCAAGGGAAAUGUGGCUUUCAUUUCAUGUGGAUACGCAGAAAACGAUGAUGACUUACAGUCAGACUCGCAAUGCUUCAUUUGGGUAAUGAGGGAUUAUGGUGUAGAUGAAUCAUGGAAUAAACUUUUGUCCAUCCGGUUUGAAAAUGCUGAUAUAAUUUUCUAUGGUUGCACUGAACAUGGUGAACUUCUACUUGAUAAGAAAGUCAAGGAAGAAUCUAAAUAUGGUGAAAUAAAAAUAGAUGAGUCUAUGAUUCUUUCAGAUGACACUGCGAUUGUUUCACUAGACCCUGAAACUUUACAUGAGAAGGACCUUGGUAUCCUACGAUAUGUUACACGUAUAGUUACUACGUUCAAGGAAAGCCUUGUGUUACUUGAUGGAGCAACCGGGCUAUCUGGAUAAGAAGUGAAAUCAUUAGUGAUAAUCAUUGCAUUUUGUUAGGUAAGUGUUGUACGAUUGAGACCAUUCUCAUGUUGUUUACUUUGGUAUCAUUUUGUUUUGCCAAAGGCAUAAUGUACUGAUAUGAUGUAGGUGAACUUAAUUUAGAUGUAUAUCAACCCUUUAUGCUUGUGGUGAUUUCAUGAAAGAACAUAUAACAUUUUAAUUCCUA